UUGAUAUCAAUAUGGCGGUUGUCAGCCAGACAAAGACAGUCAGUCUGAUGUGAUUGAGACAAGGGAGGUUUUGAGGGGGAGACUGGGAGAUAGGGGCCUCCCCUCCCCCUUCUCCUCUUCCUGCGCCGGCCUCCACCCCUCCCCAGUCCCCUCCCGACGGGCGCCCCACGCGGAAGACACCCCUCCCCCUCCCGCUUUCCCUCCUCCCUACCUCAGCCCUUCGUACUGGGACGUUGGGGAGGGGGCUGUGCCGGGCGGAGAGAACUCAGCAAGGAUUCUGAGAUCCUGUGAGGCAGCAGGUGAUGAUGGUUGAAGUAGUUGGGUACCUGUCACCCACGUGGGAGAUCUGAAUUGAGUUCCCAGCUUUAGCCUUGCCCAGUUCCGGCCAUUAUGGACAUUUGAGUGAGCAAGAAGAUAGGAGUGCACUCUCUCUCUCUCUGCUUAUGCUCUGGACUCCUUUUGGUGACUUUGCUUCCUCGCCAUCUGAUUUUAUUUGAUGAUUGCUCAGGCAGUGUCCAGACAAUAUAAAAUGAAAAAUCACAUUGAUCAUCUCUGGAAAGGAUAUUGAUCCGCCUCAUGUGAAGUAUGCUCAGUUCUUUUCCGGUGGUUUUGCUGGAAACCAUGUCUCACUAUACAGAUGAACCCAGAUUUACCAUAGAGCAGAUAGAUCUGCUUCAGCGCCUUCGGCGUACUGGAAUGACUAAACAUGAAAUUCUCCAUGCUUUGGAAACUUUAGACCGUCUUGAUCAAGAGCAUAGUGACAAGUUUGGAAGAAGGUCCAGCUAUGGAGGAAGUACAUAUGGCAACAGUACCAACAACGUUCCAGCAUCUUCUUCUACAGCUACAGCUUCCACACAGACUCAGCAUUCGGGAAUGUCCCCUUCACCCAGCAACAGUUAUGAUACCUCCCCUCAGCCUUGUACUACCAAUCAAAAUGGGAGGGAGAAUAAUGAGCGAUUGUCCACAUCCAAUGGAAAGAUGUCACCAACUCGCUACCAUGCAAACAGCAUGGGUCAGAGGUCAUACAGUUUUGAAGCCUCAGAAGAGGACCUAGAUGUAGAUGAUAAAGUAGAGGAGUUAAUGAGGAGGGACAGCAGUGUGAUAAAAGAGGAAAUCAAAGCCUUUCUUGCCAAUCGGAGGAUUUCCCAAGCAGUUGUUGCACAGGUAACAGGUAUCAGUCAGAGCCGGAUCUCUCAUUGGCUGUUGCAGCAAGGAUCAGACCUGAGUGAACAAAAGAAAAGAGCAUUUUACCGAUGGUAUCAGCUGGAGAAGACAAACCCUGGGGCUACACUCAGUAUGAGACCAGCCCCCAUUCCAAUAGAGGACCCUGAAUGGAGACAAACUCCUCCCCCAGUCUCUGCCACUUCUGGUACUUUCCGACUACGACGAGGGAGUCGAUUUACCUGGAGAAAGGAGUGCCUGGCUGUCAUGGAAAGUUACUUCAAUGAGAAUCAAUACCCAGAUGAAGCAAAGAGAGAAGAAAUUGCAAAUGCUUGCAAUGCAGUUAUACAGAAGCCAGGCAAAAAGCUGUCAGAUCUGGAAAGAGUUACCUCCCUGAAAGUAUAUAAUUGGUUUGCUAACAGGCGGAAGGAAAUCAAGAGGAGAGCCAAUAUCGAAGCAGCAAUCCUGGAGAGUCAUGGGAUCGAUGUACAGAGUCCAGGAGGCCAUUCCAACAGUGAUGAUGUUGAUGGGAAUGACUACUCUGAACAGGAUGACAGCACGAGCCAUAGUGACCACCAAGACCCCAUCUCAUUAGCUGUGGAAAUGGCAGCAGUCAACCACACUAUCUUGGCAUUGGCCCGACAAGGAGCCAACGAAAUCAAGACAGAGGCCCUGGAUGAUGACUGAUCAGGGAAGGUUAAACACGCCAAGUAAACUUAGUUUAGACGUAGCACCUUAGCAGACUUUCCUCGGUCCUUAACAUGUGUUCUUACAGUAUAACUUGCAGUUUCUUGUAUGUCAGGUAGCCGUUAGGGUCUUGUUCUGUGAAGAUGGCAUGGUGCCCUCAGCCUUUGCAUAUACUCUCUCAGUAUUAAAUCCCAAUAAAUAAUAACUACCAACCAACCAAACUUCCCUCUCCCUGCCCCCAAGGCUAGAAAAUCUUGCUGCUCCGUCUUAGCAUUCCAAAAAAGUGCUUCCAGGUAUUUAGAUAGCCCUCAGUUCUCAACUAUUAGGCUGUGUGUAAAAUCUUGGGUACCUUUAGAUUCAUGUAACACUAUUCCCAUACCACCUUUUCCUUCCCCAAGACUGAUAGGAUGUAAGCUGAGGUAGUGGCACAGGAUUGACAGACACCUUUCGGGAGUAUCCACAGAGUAAAAAGAACACUAGAAUCUCCACCUCAGCACGAGAAUCAUUGAUUUCCAGCUGCGAUAAGCCGUGCCUCAUUAUAGUCACACCGUGGCUAGAUUAUACUUUGGGUGCUGUGCUAAGAAUGUCAACGAAAAAAAUCAGUCUCAGAUUCUGGUUGAUGUUAACAUGCCUGACACAGACAUCCUUUCCUCUCACAAGCUGUGUGACUUAGUAGAUAAAAUACUGCCUUCUGCCUUUAGGGACCAUGAUUAAAAACAAAAGACAAAAAACAAAGUCAUUUAAAGGAAAAACUCAGCUUGAGAACAUUGGGAAAACAUCCGAGCUGAAUGUUUUAAUAUAUGCCCAGUUCUCAGAACCACUGUACAUUCCGCAGCACAGUUAUCAGUGCCUGCCUGGAAAAGUGCUGGAGGUUAUCAUGGACCUUGCUUGGCCUCCUGUCAGUGUCCCCUUUCCCUGCCACCAAAAAAGUCUUUCAAGCAUGGAGCGAAGGUCAAAACAGUAAAAGAACAUGGUUUUUGUAUCCAUUAACUGAAGCUCCCUUAAUCUAAGAGGUUGAUAGAGGGCUUUGUAGUGGAAUUAUACUAUCACAGAUGUAAACAUUUGGCUAUAUAGGAGCAGAAGAAAAGUAGGGGGUGCGAGAUACUAGGGGAAUGUGACUGCUUUGGUGUUCUCUUUUACUCUGUCCUUGUAGAGAUGUGAAAAGCUAUAUUGCUACAGGCAAUUUAUUUAAUAAUUGGAAGCCAUAUUGAUAAUGGAUGUGGUAAUAUUUGUAAAGUUUAAUCUACUUUAAGCGGCAGUAAGUAAUGGAAUUUUUUUCCUUGAUCACAUAUGUAGCACUUUUGUUACUUUUUAAAGAUAUUUAUAUUUGAUAAAUCUUUUUUUCAUUUUGAGAACUCAAAAAUACCAAACAGUGAACUUGCGUUAUAAAGUCACCCUGUGAUCACCUUGUCAUCUAGUAGCAAAAUGAUGAACUAUUCAUGCAUCAAAGAAAAUUACAUCUGCUGGCCUUGUAUGAAAAUGAUCUCUUGGCAUCCUGAUUAAAUGACACCCUGUCACUGUGGGUAAGGGGAAACAGCCUUCAAUGUAGCAGCAUUGGGUGCAUCUGUAUAUUUUCUGCCUCAUUCCAUCUCUCCUUUAUAUGUAUAAUGAAGCCUUGCUUAAAGUGGAACAUAGGGCAGGGCUUCUGUCUUUUUGUCCAUUACCCGACAAGAAUUUCUAAGAUAAAAGGAAGAUGCUAUUUCCUUACCUCUUCACCCCUUCUCCCUCACCAAAUGUAUUCAGCCUAAAACUAUUGAGCGAAAGAGACUUAAUGACAUCUUCUGCAUUUUCCCCCUCAUUCAGGAAAUACUGAAUACCCUCCAGUUUUUAGCUGGUCUUAUCCCACUUAAGGCACACAAUGACUAGGAUCAUCUAAGGUGUAAGUCCUGCUUAUGUAAGUGUGAGGAAGAACCUUUGGGAGGGCAUAGGAGCACUUGUCUGUGUCUGGGACUUUACAGAGCCAUUGCCACUGCCUGUCCUGCUUUUGCCCACAGACGUCAGGGAUGGGGGUGGGGGGCACAGGGAGUAGAAAUGUACUUUCUGUAGCUUCCAAGAUUUGAAGUAAAAUGGGGCAGUCUUCUCUUACUUUACUGUAUUGCUUGAACCAACAAAUUCAUGAGUAGCAUUUGUUAAUCUCAGGAAUGAUUCUCUCCCACCCCCAUUCAUAUCAUUUCUUGUUUCAUUUGACUUUUUACUUCACUUACAAAAUUGUGUUGUUUCCUUUUAUUUUGCUAAGAAGUUUAACAUACUGAUCUCUCCAUUUUGGUGGAAUUUUGUCUGCUUAUUCUCAGUUGAAUCAGGAAGAAAAAAAGGAGAGAAAAAAAUAUACUCUGUGACAAGCCACAUCCAUGAUUUAUUGUAAAGAGAUUAUUAUAAUUGAUAGCUUCUUUAUGAUGGGAUUGCUAGUAUCAUUUGUUCUUGCUGGUUUUUUUAAAGGAACAGACUCAAACUGUUGAGACAGCUGCAGUUUCUAAAGAAAUAUAAUGAUUGCCACAGAAAAGCUAAAAGGUUUUGUUGUUUUAAGACCUUUACAGAACAAAAUAGGCUUCAGAGAAUGAAGGGGAGUUGGCAUCCUUGGGGGCAGUACCAGGCCCUCCCUGGCAAUGAAAUAAACCUGAAAGGAUACUGCUACAAUCAUGAAGAAUAGCAUCAUAUUGAGUUCAGUAGAAAUAGGAGGACAGAAUCUUUUCACCCAUAAUUCUCCUUGUAAUUGGAGAAAAUGGCUGGCCUGCUCUUAAGGCCCCACUGCCUUACAAAGAACUUGACUUUUUCAUCAAGGAAGAGAAUUUACUUCCUUGGGAUCAAGAUAUAAAUCUACCAUCAGUUUCCUGUUUUUCACCAGGUUCAAUGCUACUAUCUUGUCCAGACUUUCUUUGCUGUCAUAAGGGCAUAUAGAGCUGCCACUGAUUGACUUCUAAUAUCUUUGGACGGCAAAUCUCUCAGACUGUUUCAGGUUUUAGAGGUGGUAUUGACAACAGAUACUCUAAGCUGGUCUAUUCCUGGGGAGGAGAAUAGGCAGCUUUUAAAAAAAAAAAAAUGUGCUCUGUGCUGUUUGGUUGCUCUGUCCCUCUUCUCUCACCUCAUAUGCUUUUUCAGGCCCCAGAGGACUCCUUUAAGGGCUUAAAGACGGAAAAAUAUAGGGUGGGGGCAACCUUGCCAACAAGUAUUCCUGUAAUUUGUUAUUUUUUAAAAGACACUUUAACAGAAUUACUGUGGUUAGACGGGUACCCCUCCCACCCUUCUUAAAAUACCUUACAUAGGGAUCUUUUAAAAUGGAUCAUCUUAAUGAGAUUUCUGCCUACCUGUUGAUAACUUUCACAUCAGAUGAAAGCCAGGGGAUGGCACACAAUACACUCUGAGACAUUCUAGUACCAUUCAGUACCAAACAGACAUUGUAAUUUCAUCAAACCUUAUAAUAUUAGAGUACCACAUAAGGAAUUGUCUUCACCGUCUCGUCUUUUAAGUGUAUCUUCACAGAAAUAGGAAGGCAUAGAGCUCCCUUUAAGGCACUUUAUACCCCAGCUUAAUAGUGGUGACCCCCUAAAAUGCCAUGAGUGAGGAAGCAGCGCAUUAGUACUGAAGUAUGCCUAUCCAGGUACUCUAGCUCCUGAUAGUUAUGAUUCAACACCACUUAUGUUACAACCAGAUAUCCAGAUAUAUUUUUACCUCAAAUGAUAACUCAUGAAGAGAUCACUGAUAGUUUUUCGUAUUUAGCCUAUGUCUUUAGGAGAUACUGAUGUUAGAAAUUUCCCUCUUGCAUACAAUCAUCAAACAAAAUUGCAGCAAACAUGGACUCUUAUUUAAUCAGAAAUCUCUAGUCACAUCCUUUCUAUCUAUGAACAAUCCCUCUUCCACUUUCCUCUCUGAUCCACCACUAAGUUCCGAUCUAGAGUUAAUUUGUUUGCUGUGAUUUUUUAUCUUCUGACAGCAGGCAAAGCAGGUGGUAUAGUCCCAUCUCUGAACACAAUCCAUCCUGUGUUGACCAGCUUCAUAUUCCACUGAUCACUUACAUUAUGUCUGCCCAAAGCAGUAGGAAAAAAAUCAGCUUUCCACAAAUGAUCUCCCACCCCAUCCUAAAAAUGUGAACUGCAAGUCCUUACUCUCUCUGGUCUUAAGAAGCAGUCUUCCCAUUCACGGCUCUGCCUUCUACGAUUGCUUUUAUCUUUCAUUGUAUGGAGAACAACCACAGUAUUUUUCCCCAGGAGUCUCAAAAGAUUCUUAGGCAAUAAUUUUUCUUAUCAUUGACGAGCUUGUGCUCAGUCUAUGUUGAUUAGUACUGACCUUCUACAUUGUAUGCUGGUUUCUGUGUUAAUCUUUGUGAUUUAAAUCUUACGAGUGGUGAUAUUUUGUCAUGUUUUUGUUUUUAUGAUUAUUGGUAAUGUUUAACUACUGUAUUCAUUGGGGCUGCAUUGAGACCAGCCAAAUUCAUUAAUAGCUUUACUGAGCCAGAUUUACUUGUCAAGAUUUCCCAAGUGAAAGUUGGGCAUGUUGACCAGCUCCCACUGGUGGUAUCUUUUGAGGGAAAGGGGUGGGAGGAUGCACUGGGGCAGGGGUGGGAAUUAUACAUAUAAAGCAUUCCUUGUUUUAUGUGCUCUUUAAAUAGCAAAGAUGUUUACUCAGGAUUUGGGGAUCAGUUGUCAGCCAUAUUGAAUUUGGCAAACAGAGCUGCAUGCCCUGAAAACCCUCCUACUGUUUCUUCAUUUCCAUGUUGUCUAACAGUACCUAGGAAUUCCUGAGUUAUCUAGUUAUCCAGUGUAAAGGUAUUGCACCCUAAUGAGGGUGGAAGACUCUCCCAGGGAGGCAACUAAGAAUGGCCUGGUUAUCUCUGAGGAUUUCAUGGUAGCAUGCUGUCAAAGCAGAGGCACUCCCCCCCCUUUUUUUUUUGUAAUGUGGUUUCCUUUGUUAUUACACACUCUUGGUUUCAAUGAUGACUAUGAAAGAAAAAAAGAUUCCUAAUCACUCUCAAGAGAACUGACAUGCUAAAGAGGUAAGAGAGUCUUUUUAGAUACAUGAAACCAACAAGUCAGUUUUAUAUCACAGAAACUCUUCUCUCAUAAACAGGUUAGGUUUUGAAAGGCUAUUCAUAUUCUCUUUACUUGUAAGUUGACAGUGAUAAGCUACUGUUCUUGACAUCUUUCAGGGCUGAUGGUUAGCUCACAUAUCUCUGAACUGCAAUUUUGUUUGUAUCUAUGUACAAACAUUGGUAGUUUGUAAGUUGGGAAGUUUCCAUGUUAGUUUCAUUUCUCCCACUUGAUAGCAAUGAGAAAUAGCAAAAAGGAAUCUAAGGAUCUAAGAAAUCCAGGUUCUUGUAACAAUGCGUUCUUUUUGUAAUUGGGAGAAAAAGAUACAGCAGAGAAGAUAAUGUGAGAAAAUUGGGCUACGCCCUGUUUAUCUUCUUUGACAUAGUAGAUGCCUUGGAUUACAAAUGUGGGUAUCCCUGAACCUCUUUUUCAUCAUUCUUAGUACGAUAUUUUGGGCAGACCAAAUUCUAAUUUAUUCCAUUCAAGUGAAAUCUGCUAAGUGCUUUUAUACCAUUAGAUGGUUUACCAUGCACGUGCCACAUCCCUCAUCUCACUAGCCACUCUCUUAACACACAUCUUUAAGGGAAUGUGGCCACUCUCCUGAUACCAUUUUUACAUGACAAGUUUUCAGGUUGGUUUGCUCCAGUCUGGACAGCAGUAUCUGAACUUAUUUAGCUGCCCUCCAGUUGGUGCCUGAGCACCUCUGUAUAGCCAGUGUGUGGGUAGCACUCAGCUCAGCACACACUCCAAUCUUGGAAUGCCAGCUCUCUUGACUCCAUUUUCAUAUUCUAUCUCUUUUAAAUAAGAGUGGCUCAAUACAGCCAUAAUUAACUCUCAAAUUCACAUUGGUGUGCUGUGAUCAAAUGAAGGUUUGGCUGAAUCUUUUCAAAUUGUAACCAUGGUAAUUGAGGGGGGUGGCAUAGAAUGAAUAUAUAAAAAUAUAAUGGCAAUUGUUCUGAAUGACUGAGUGUCCUCCUGACAUGUAAUUAGCUGUUUUAGCAGGAUGUGGAUUGGCAUGGUCAUAAUUAAAAGGAUUUCUGUCCUUUAUGUGAUUGAAAAUAGCAGCACUCCCGUCCCCUGUUCCCUUUUAGCACUAAUGCUCCCAAGAACAUUUGGAACAGCAACUCAGUAAACUAAAAUAAUGACAUGGUAUUCAUGUUCUUCCCUGAGUGCAAGAAAAGGAUUUAGAGUUAUUUCAGCUUCAAAAUGGAAGCCUUAGAUUAUUGCUUCCCAUCUGACUUCUAAAUUUUUGGAAACCUUAAUUUCAGCCUGCUCCACCUUUGGCAGGAACCAAUUCAGAAUUCCAGAGUCAACCUCUGACAAGACUUCCAGAUCACUCCAUCUGACUUGCCAGUCAGUGAGGGUGUGUGGUUGGCCCAACUCGCAGACAUUUGCUGCUUACUGAGCUCCCUUGAGUUUCCAUAUUUUUACUGGGUUACUUGAUAUGUCCAUUGCCAUCAUCAUCAGAAAUUAUUGACCAAGCAGCAGUUUACUAAGAGUUGAAUAGGGUGUUCCUCAUUAAACUGUAAGAUCCAGAGCAGACAAUGUGACAGGAGCACACAGGCUCUCAAUACCUCUGUGACAUGAAUGGAAAACUCUAUUCUGCACUGUUCUAAAGUUACUGGAGCAAUAGGACACACAUAUGAGUCUGCCUUAACUUUUCUCACAUCACUCUUACAGAGCAAUUACCAACCUCUUCACAUCAGCUAUCUUCUUUUCCUAGCCCUGAUUUUGCCAUGUUCUGCUGUGUCAGAACCUCCUAAGUUGUUCUCUCCCUUCCCUAUUUCCCCCCUUCACUUCUGUGACCCUGUGCCAUUGGCUGUCAUGUGGCUUUGAGACUCCACAUGGUUUCUGACCCCUCUCAUCCAGCGUAUCUUCUUAUCCUUAUCAUAUUGCAUAAGAGCUGCUGAAUCACUAGCCUCCUUCUGGAUAUGACUGUUUGGUUAUCUGUUUUCACCCCAUCACUAGUAGAGUUUUAAUUUAGCUUUGUGGUCAGGAGUGACUCUGCAAGAAUAUUAGCACCCAACACAGCUGCCAAGCGGCCUUUCACAGCUGUGCCAUGCCCAUGAGCCUCAUGGCUAUGCCCAGUAUGCCUACAUCCUUGAGCACUUCCCCCACCCCCUCCUCAGGCCAGGAUACUUCAGGAUUGGUUAGUAGCCACUAAAGAUAAUACAGGUCUGUUUUUCUUCUUUGUAUUUUGCUGCUUCCUCUUAAAGAAAUCCCCACAUAUCAGAAGUACUCCUAACCUAGAUGAAGUCCUCGGUACAGUUCAGUCUCCUGAGAACACUGAGGUUGGCUGCUUGUUUACAAUUGUCUUCUCCCCUUACCCCAGAUACACACAGAAUUUACCAUAAGGUUCUACUGCCUUAGGAUUCUUUGUUUUAUUUGUGUUCCUUCCACAAUGCCUACAUUGAAAUGUAUGGUAGUGGUUUGGCUCGUUCAGGAAAAAAAAAAAAUCCUAUAAGAGGUUUGUACUGGGUGCUUUGCCUCCUGUAAGAACUAAAAUCAACCUCAUGUUCACCCACUCCUUGUACUCCUACCGCCACUGAAACUGCUUCCUUUGGGAUCCUAUCAGUCUUUAUAACAACUGCAAUGACCCUGAAUUUAUGACCUGAAUAGUAAAGCACUCCUCUUAUUUUCUCAGCUGCUGAAAGAUAAGACAAAUUCUAAGGAAGAUGGUUAAGAUUAGAAUUUCAGAGAACUGAGUACAUGAGUCUAAUUCUGUGAUUUGUGAGACAUGCAUUAAAUAGCCAACAGAAGAUUCUGAUUAUCUGCCCACAUUAAAAGAAAACAGAACUAGCACUGUAGUUAAAGCCUUCUAACAUAAUCUGCUAGCGCAGGGAUCACAGUAGUGGCUUUGCUGUCGUAGGGGCCAGGCUACUGACAAAGUGAAGCUGGACAGGCAUUUCUUCUCUGAAUGUUUACAGAGACCACUUUGAUUUCAAAAAUCCCUAACCUAACUAAAAAACAAAACCGAAAACCUACUUACCAAAAGUAGUGAAGUUAUAGGUAGUACUUAAGAAAUACUUUCGGAAGAAAACAGCAGCAGUCAAUCACUCCUGAAAGAAUCUGAAGCAAAGAUACCAGCGUUCAGUCGUGCUGCAAGAGACACACACACACAGCCCUCUGGAGCUCUCCGAGCCUAAGGUCGCAGGUGACAUUUAUGAAGCUUGUACCCCGCUGGGCACCGUGCACGAGCCCUCCCCUGAACAGCGCCACUUCAGCUGCAGCACACUGGCGGCUGCUUUCAUCUUACGAGGAUGUUAAUCCGAGCACAGGCCACACGAGGCCAAAGUCACCGACUAGUAACCGGUUUUAUUUUCUCAAGGGAUGGCACUGGAUAACCCCACAGAUACACUGUCGCGUUGCCGUCAUCUCAGUGACCUGAAUUCCCACUGAAACUGGACAAACUAUGAUGAGGACCUAGACACCACAACCUGGACUUCUUCCAUAGCACUGCCCUUAGGUCUUCUUUCAUGGUCAGCAAUGGUGACAGAAACAGUCUCUGUAGCUGUGUUGGGAAGUGGAAAAAAUAUAUGUGGCUGUCUUAUCUCUGAGUGCCACAGGGAGCUGGGAUUUGUGGGUAGUUAGUGAAGACAGAAUCUGAACAUCGCUCACACUUGCCAUCUUCCCUCUGGCUCUUGUAGCACUUCCUUAGAGCCUGUUACUACUAGGCAUCCUGCUGUGUUUAGAGGUGUGCUCAGCCAGCCCAUGCAUCCUGCCCUUCCCUCUACCACAGCCACAUUCAGAGGGCACAGGCAUUGUAGAAAUCACCGUUUCUUCAUAUCGUCCUAGCGUCUGCACUGCCUCAGGCACUCCCUAGCUCCCCGUGAGCUUUAACUGGCAAGUAGCAGUUGCAUGGAGACAAGUCCAGGUUAGAGCUCAGGCCAAGAAUCCAGCAAAGGGGCGAGCUCUCUUGGGAUACAGACCUGUUUCCUGUCCUGCCAUGGUUCAUGUGGAGGCUCAGUGAUGGUUGCUUGGGGAUGCUGAACAAGGGACACCAGCUACAAGUGGCCCUGAGGACUCAGCUAGCUAACUAAAGUUCUGUGUUUCUCCCCUUCCCCACUUUCUAGCUCUUUCCCUCAAAAAUAGGUCUCUAGAAGUCAGGUCCAUCAUUGUCUGUCUCUCCUGAUCUGCUGUCAUGUCAUAGGCAUCCUUGAAGCCCAAGAGGAUGAAAAACACCUCAGAACAGAUUACAGCUGUAGAGUGGUUGAGUGUCAGGUUGACUGUUUGGGUUGAUGGUCCCCAUAACAACACAUUGUAUAUUUGCUGGCUAACAGAGUUUUUAUUAUCUAACCCCCUCCCAUAAAAGAACCACCUAUUUGAAGGAGAAAAUGUAUGUGUGCCUUCCACUUUGGUAAUAGUCCAUAUUUUGCAUCUCUGGUGGCGAUUGGAGUACCACCGAAAUGUGGAACGUGGAUACUGUCUGAUUCCUCCUUAGGAAGGAAGAAUGUCACACACUGGUAUUGUGGCAGAGACAGUCUCAGAACUAGUGUUUCAUGGUUUGUUACUUCCUUCAGUACAUUUUCAACAUCCCAUCACUUUGGAGUCAAGUCUAAAUUUCAGUCUUGUUUUGUGGCUUCCUAUAAGCAUGGAAAUUUUUUUUUUUUUUUUUUUUUUUUGCGCUUUACUGGAACUAAGAACCUAGCAUAAACUUGUGAAGGAUCAUUUUUCACUUCAUCAUUCACUGAAGCUAUUAAACUGGAAAACAAAAUAUUAGUGCUGUAUUCAUGUAAACAGCAGCCACUCUGGUGCUGUUACAUUGAACUCUUUUGUGUUUAUGCCGGAUUCCGGGGGGCAGGAGCAAGUGCACACAUCAGUAGCGCGGGCUGAAUGAAGGUGAGCGAGAGCUCCUGUGCGCACUGCUUUCGAGAAGCAUUACUGUUCUUUGCCUUGAAACCACAUUUCACUACAUUAGAAUCCCUGAAUUCCUUAAUUGUUUCUCUGAAAAUUGGCACCGCAAAACCAAAACCAGAGUCCUUCAGGAUGGGGUGGUAAUGCUUUUUCUUUCCAAGCAUGGGAAGCUCUGGCAGGCCUUGUCCUCAUGUCCUUUGGUUUUGCCAGACCCCCACCCUCAGAAGGGCCUUUCUUCCUACUGGUUUCUUGACAUUGAUCCUAGAGAGCAAUUCAGUGUGGCCUGAGCCUUCCCAGGCCCUGUGGCAGGCACCCAGAGCAGCCCGAGCGGCUUCCCCAACCUUCACUGGCCCAGGCCAUCUCUUCCAUGGCUUCAGCAUGGACGUGGAGAGGCUUAGCUGAGCCAGGGUCCCUGCACCCUGAUUUAUCACAUACAGCACUGGCUUCACACGUACCCUGGCUGCGAAGUAGGCUGCCCUCCCUGCCAGAAGAUGCCAAGAGCAUUGUAGUUGCCUCCCCUGGAAGAGCCCACAGCCUUCUCUUGAUUUCCCCUUGGGCUCACCCUUCCACACCAUGGUCAUGUUGGGUAUGCAGUACCUUUCCAGGAUAAAUUCUUAUUUAUGUUUAAGUGCCUAAGCAAGUUAAGACCUCUGGAAUCCACCAGAGAUCGGCCUGUGCCCUGUCCCCUGUCCUUCCCCACCCUGCACUUGGCACUGGGGAUGAGCACAGGGUGGCUGCCCCUCUCCAGUGUCCCUGGCGUUCUGCAGGCAGAACAACUUCAAGGGCAAGCAAGUGGGAGAGAUCUCUUCAUGGCCACAUAAGGCUGGCUUUGUCACUGUUUCUUGUGUUUCUAGGGGUGUUUCUGUUGGUAUGGUCAUAGUCUGGGUUCAUAGGGAAUUGAAGGAGUCUGCUUAGCAAAGUCUCAGUCUGAGUGAAGAUGACAGGAGAACAAGAGCUCAGUAGAAUUCUGUGUCUGUAACAGGCAAAAGGCAAAGUGUCAAAUAAUCAUAGUUGAUAAACCUGCUGACUCAUUUAUGAUGAGUCACUGGACUCUGGCUGCCUCGUGUCCUCUUCCUAGGUUAGAGGGAUCAGGGUGUCCACUCACAAUGACUUGGAAAGGCUGCCAUUGGGAGAGCAAGAACAAACAUGCUUCUUUGAAGAUGAGUGUGAGAUUGUUUGCUUCUUUUUAAAAGUAAUUUAAGUCUGACCUAAAUAUGGGGCCUUUCCUGUGUGGUGGGUGUAUAACAGGUUUAUUUUGAAACUGCACUCUGUUCAGAUCUCAUCACCAAAUAGCAUUCAGAUUUGCCAGUACAUUAAAAGGUUUUGUAAAAUGGAACAAUCCAUGCCCAGGCACUUUAUUUUCACUAAUAAUCUAGCGUUUUUGUUCAGACAAUGUAAUAAGCCAAGCACUGGGCAUUCACGCUGGACAUGUGUAGGCACAUUUGCUAGUGGAAUUCUGACUGGGAUAGAGAAGAGAAGGUGGUUGAUGAAGGUGAUCGAAUGGGAAAAUAUUGCUGUGGCAAGAAUGAAAAUAAGGCUUUUCUGGAGCAGAUAAACCAAACUGGGCUCUGGCGGUGUGCUGUCACUCAGUCCUCCAGAUGCUGUUUUUCACAGGUUCUACCGAGUGCUCGUCAGUUACCCUGGCUGUAACUGAGAACGGUGAAUGUAAGUGAGAGUGCAACGAGCCGGGGAGGACAGCAGUGAAAUGCAAUUAGAGGCAGCAGGAGAAUCCCAGCUUCUUUUCACUUAGCUGGACUUGAACACUCUAGCAAAAGCAGAGUGCUGGGGAGUGAUUUCCACUUCCAAACAAUGUGCAGCUUUGUUUUACUGUCCAUUAUAGGGGUGGGAACAAGCUGGCACAGCAAGUUACGAAGCAUGUUUAACAGGCGUAAUUUGAUCAGAUACAUGGACCAGAUGCCUGGGGAUUGCCUAGAAGUAUUUAGCAUCCACCAAAUAGUCGAGUAGCUAAGAUGGGCUGUGCGGGAUCCCUGCCAGAUUGGGGGGAGCAGGAGUGGGGCAGAACCCCCCUCCCUGUCUUGGCCAUUGUGUGUCUCAGUCUUUGUCUUUUCCUUUGGCGUCUCCUCUGGUCUGUCCCCAUCUUGUGCACCAUGUGUCCCUGAGGGUGAGUCACACCUGUGUCUGAGUCUGCUGUAAGGUGUUCAGUCUACCUCAAGGGGUCAUCAUGGUGAACUCUGUCCACAUGGAAUCCUUCUUACAUUGCCACACACACUGGAAUGUAGAUCUUCCUCUGCCCCACCCCCAAUAACCUCCUGACCCCAUCUUUCCUGUAAUCACCACAAACUCCUAGUGCAAAUUGGAUGCUGCUUUAAAUGUGAAAACAAUUGUUCAAAAGCUAUAAAAACCUGAAUGAAAGCUAAAGCUGAAUUUAUAAGCCUUGUUGCAUAUGAGCCAAAAGUGCAAAAAGCUCUAUAUAAUGAACUAACCUGCCACUCGUAUAAAUAUAAAUAUAUAUAAAUAUAUUAAAAUCAGACUGUUCUACAAAAUUGUGUAUUUGUAUUUUUGUGUACGUACAAUUUUCUGCUAAGCAGAAGGAGGAUGUAGUAUAGGAUGCUGUGAGAAGAGAUUUGGUUUAAUCCUAUUUCUUUGUUACUUAUUUUUGUUAACAUCAGAUGCCUGUCUUCGUCUUACAUGUGUUUGACACUGUUUGGAAAGCUGCAGUAUCUCUCUUCCUUAGGUCCAGAGGCCAUUAAAGAAUGAAAUCCGGGGUCUAGAGGGCUAACUUGUCCACCCAGCAGGGGUACGUGAGCAGAGCUCCGCUCUCGCCAGGCCACAUGGCUGAACCGGGAGCUGCUCACAGUUCCGAGCUGGGACCAGAGACAGCAAAUUACCUACUCCGGGCCACUUGUUGCAUUCUGACUCUUCUCACUUCCAGAAAUCACCUUCAAAAACAAAAGAUUAUCAGAUCCCUCAAUUGCAGACUCUCCACUGGGUCCAGAGGGAAUACAGGAAAGGUGUCUCUGAACUUGGGAAUAGGACCCUCAUAUUUCUAGGUCCAAAGUCUACCCAGAAAGCAGCAAGUGGAUCUCCCUGGCUGUAGGCUCCAGUUGAUUGGCUGUCCUAGGUUCUGGCUCCCUCUUGAGAGUAGUUGCUGCCUUUUUUUUUUUUUUUCCCCCAGAUCAGGUUACCAAAAUGCCUCCCCUCUGCUGAGCUGCUGAUGCUUCCUCACCCAGACCUCCAGCCCCAGAUACCUGGAGCAUCUCAGAACCCAUUUUGCUGGUGCUAAAACACAUGAGGGGGUUAAAAUGGCUGCCAGUAAUGGCUGAAACCAACCAUCAGAGGCCAGGCUGAAAGACGAGCUCCAGGUGCCCAGUGGCCAACAGCCUUGCCCCAGUGCUGCCCAUCCACCUCUCAGCCCCACUAAUGGUCCCUCUUGAUGUGAACCUUUUCUAGGGAGAGGGAUACUGCACCUUCACCUGUAGGACUCAUAUUUAUAACAAUGUGUAAUGACUGUAGCAAAAAGCUCUUGUUUCUAGAUGUAAGUGGUCAAAGAAACAAGUGCUCUAUUGUAUUGAUUAAAAUAGUUCAAAUGAGUCCUGUAUCAUUGUAUCUCCUAUUCUGGAUUAGUGCCUUUUGGACAGUAGACUGUUCUGUAAUUAAAAAUGUAGUAUACUGCUUUUUUGUACAGUUUUGUUUUAAUAAAACUUUUUUUUAAUUUGUGUUUAUUUUAGUAUUGUACCUAUUAGAGAAUAAAA
Molecule: messenger RNA, 15436 nt
Organism: Lepus europaeus (European hare)
Lineage: Eukaryota; Metazoa; Chordata; Mammalia; Lagomorpha; Leporidae
Gene: HMBOX1
Product: homeobox containing 1
Exons: 12
Coding region: 586-1848 (420 amino acids)
Biological process (GO): positive regulation of DNA-templated transcription
Cellular component (GO): nucleus
Molecular function (GO): double-stranded telomeric DNA binding
Source: RefSeq, a predicted model, not a curated record